Elaeis guineensis (African oil palm) is the source of this 843-nucleotide messenger RNA. RefSeq names its product large ribosomal subunit protein uL24y. Gene Ontology annotation, molecular function: structural constituent of ribosome; RNA binding. Gene Ontology annotation, cellular component: large ribosomal subunit; ribosome. The record is from RefSeq and is a predicted model, not a curated record. Gene Ontology annotation, biological process: translation. Lineage: Eukaryota; Viridiplantae; Streptophyta; Magnoliopsida; Arecales; Arecaceae.
CUCGCCGCCUUUUUCUUCCUCUCCAAAAAUAAAUAACCCUAAGCCACCACCCAGCCGCCGCCGGAGAGAAGCGACGAGAUGAAGUACAACCCGAGAGUGUCGAGCUCCCGGCGGAAGUGCCGGAAGGCGCACUUCACGGCGCCGUCGAGCGUCCGGCGGGUGCUGAUGAGCGCGCCCCUCUCGUCGGAUCUCCGCAACAAGUACAACGUUCGGUCGGUUCCCGUCCGCAAGGACGACGAGGUCCAGGUCGUGCGUGGCACCUACAAGGGCCGGGAGGGCAAGGUCGUGCAGGUCUACCGCAAGAAGUGGGUCAUCCACGUUGAGCGCAUCACCCGUGAGAAGGUGAACGGAUCCACCGUCAACGUCGGCAUCAACCCCUCCAAGGUUGUCGUCACCAAGCUCAAGCUCGACAAGGACCGCAAGGCCCUCCUCGACCGCAAGGCCCGCGGCCGCGCCGCCGACAAGGCCAAGGGCAAGUUCUCUGCCGACGAGGUCGCGGCGGCGGCGGCGGCCCCCUCCCUACAAGAGGUCGACUAAUCAUGCGGUUCGUCAUAGUAGUAGAUCUGUCGGAUCUCGUUCUUUUUCUGCGUGUCCAGUUAUCAUCAUUUAGGGUUCUUGCUUUAAUUAUUAUUAUGGGAGAUUUUAGCUCUGAUAUGGAAAAAAAAAAAGGGAGUCAAGUUUUAAACUCUGUGGCUAUUUUUCUUCUAUAUCAUGUGGUGGAUCAAAACGAUGAUGUCUUUUGUCCCUCUUAUUAUGGUUAGAGCUUACUCGGAUUUUAAUUUAAUGGUUUAGAUCCGAACUUCUACUCUGGAUCAAGGACCUAUAUGGUUUGUUUGCAUUAAA